GUAUAUUCAGCAACAGAUACGGAUCCCGCUGGUCUGUUGUUCCCCAACAGCAAACUGACUUCAUCAUUGUACACUGGAGGAGAUUGAGCAGGACCAAAACAAGCCUGUGCAGAUAGCUAGCUAGCUAGCUACUGUUUGAAGUAUUCUACUAGCUAAUGACUGAAAAAGAGGAGACUAUGGACGCUUCUGAUAUCCAUGACAGUGCGCCAUCGGUGAAGAAGAAUGGACAAACCUCGUUGCUGGACAGCGGGGAAGACUUCGAGGUUUUAGAUGAAGAAGACAUUGACGACGACCCCCCUCCUCUGGAAGAUGCCGGGGGCGGGAAGGGGAAUAACACAGAUGAGUCUGAAAAAAAUGCUGACACAGAUUCAGACCCUCCAGGUCAAGUGGAAGAAUGGCUGGAUGUAUUAGGUAAUGACCAGCUAAAGAAAAAAGUCCUGGAGGCAGGGGAAGGGCGAGAAAGUCGGCCACAGAAAGGACAAAAUGUAAAGAUUCAUCUUAAAGCAUACCUGAAGGACGGAACGCUUGUAGAGGAGCAGCCUUACCUCUCUUUCACUCUUGGAGAUGGGGAUGUCAUCCAGGCGCUGGAUCUCACAGUGCAGCUCAUGGAAAUGGGAGAGAAGGCCCUCAUCCAGGCUGACGCAAAAUACGCAUAUGGUUCCCGGGGGAGUCUUGAACCAGAGGUUCCCCCCAACGCUGAGCUGUCCCUAGAAGUGGAACUGCUGGAAGCUAUUGAUGCCCCAGACCUGGAGCUGCUCCCCCCUGCAGAAAGGAUUGCCCUGGCCAUCCAUAAGAGAGAGAGAGGCAAUGUUCAUUACCAGCGUGGGGACUACGCUUUUGCUGUGAAUUCAUACAGCAUUGCCCUGCAGAUAACAGAGUCUAGUUCUAAAGUUGACAUAAGUCCUGAGGAGGAGAAUGAGCUGAUGGAUGUGAGAGUGAAGUGUUUAAACAACAUGGCUGCUUCUCAGCUGAAACUGGACCACCAUAAUGCGGCACUUAAAUCUUGUGUCUCGGCACUAGAACACCAGCCAGACAACAUAAAAGCACUUUUCCGCAUGGGAAAGGUACUAGCCUUGCAAGGUGAAUACACAGAAGCCAUUCAAACUUUGAGGAAGGCGCUGAAGUUGGAGCCCAGCAACAAGACAAUCCACGCAGAGCUCUCCAAGCUGGUGAAGAAGAACUCGGAGCAGAGAGGAGCAGAGCAGGCCAUGUAUAAGAAGAUGCUGGGUAACCCUGCUAGUAGUGGCAGCAGUUCACAGAAACACCGGGCCAAGUCUUCAUGGGGUCUUAGCUGGAAGUGGCUUUUCGGUGCCACUGCAGUAGCCAUUGGCGGCGUAGCAUUAUCCGUUGUCAUAGCUGCUAGGAAUUGAACCAAGCCUGUGAUGAGCCUGACCGAGCCCCUGCAAAGUGAGCCUAAACAUAGAAGCACAUCUGGCAGUGACUUCUCACCUUUUGUCAAAGGGGUGGUGGAAAUGUCGGUCAGUUGCCUCUUCGCAGUCACUCUCCUUUCUCUGCUAUGUUUGAGAACAAUAUGUGACAAUUAAUAAAACAUCAAGAUUUGCAUAUGGGAACUGUAUUUCCAACCUUAUAAAUGUGUAGGUUUAUGCAUAUCGGUCACGUUGCCAGACACUGGUUUCUUUUGCUGCCAUUGUUUUUGUCUUUGGUAGUUAAUGUUGCAAAUUGAUUAUUGGAGAAUCAAAAUGUAAAAUCAUUUACCGUAGAUUCAGAUAGGAGCUAUUUAAGAAUAUUUUUCCCCACUAAUAAUAGAAUCGUUAUAUGGUCCUAUGUAAUGCUAUAGUUUUAAAGCUUCUGAUUGUAUAUAUUAUUUGAAAUCCACACGUUGGCAAAGUAUAUCUGGCUUGUGUGCUAGCUCUCAUACCCUUUCUAUAGACUCAACUCAUACGCUAAGUGACCAGAAAAAUAGAAACACCUGUACAAUGCAAUCCAAUACAACAGUCAGUUUUUGUUGAGACUGUUGAGUCAGUUCUAUGGUGUGUAUUGAGGCUGGGAUUUGUUGUGAUAUCAAAUGGAAAGGUGUUCCUAAAAUUGUAUCCACCUCAUUAAAAGAAUAUAAGAAACACUUCACAAAAUAAUGCAGUUAAAUAAAACGCAGCAAACUGUCAACAGCAACGAACAAAAAUAAUAACAUGAAUCAACAUCAAUGCUGGGGGGCUCAAUAUUCUUGGUCACUUGUGUAAACAUACAUUAAAGCAGUAGCUAAAGUCGAUUGACUGUUUUCAACUUUUGUUAUAUUACUCAUUUCUUGUUAAUAAAGCUGCAGUUAUUACCUUUUAAAACAAGGACAGCAAAUGGUACGUAGAGUUUCUAAGUGAUGUGGCUAUGAGUAAUAAAUGAGAAUUUAUUUUUCAGUCAAUUAUACCUCAAUUUUUGAUGAUUAAGACCAAAUGUUGAAGGAUGACCCUUCAAGUACAAUGUUGGGUGUGUAUUUUAUUUAAUUUUUUGUCCCCUACAUUUUAUUGCCUGUGAAGCUUAUUUCCUUAAAUGAUGUUGCUUUGGGUGUUAAUUCCACUGUUUUUGAUCAUUGCUUUGAUACAGUUAAUGUGACACCGCUGAAUCUGUGGCUUCUUCAGAGUAGAUGGUAGACCUACAGAGCCAAAAGUUGCAUAAACUCUUUAGUUGGUGACUUAUUAAGUGGUUGUGAAAGUUCCCGGCAUUCCAUAUAUUUGUUAAUUUUAUAUUCAUCAUAAUAAAAAUGCGUCUGUUAUCAAA
Perca fluviatilis (European perch) is the source of this 2730-nucleotide messenger RNA. It is a transcript of the gene fkbp8, whose product is annotated as FKBP prolyl isomerase 8. Gene Ontology annotation, molecular function: protein binding; peptidyl-prolyl cis-trans isomerase activity. Bases 156 to 1370 code for a protein of 404 amino acids. The record is from RefSeq and is a predicted model, not a curated record. Lineage: Eukaryota; Metazoa; Chordata; Actinopteri; Perciformes; Percidae. The transcript has 9 exons.